Messenger RNA from Nycticebus coucang (slow loris), 930 nucleotides. Its product is annotated as putative olfactory receptor 14L1. The coding region runs from base 1 to 930 and encodes 309 amino acids. Gene Ontology annotation, cellular component: membrane. NCBI's taxonomy places the organism in Eukaryota, Metazoa, Chordata, Mammalia, Primates, Lorisidae. The transcript has a single exon. Gene Ontology annotation, biological process: G protein-coupled receptor signaling pathway. The record is from RefSeq and is a predicted model, not a curated record. Gene Ontology annotation, molecular function: G protein-coupled receptor activity; olfactory receptor activity.
AUGACCACAAAUGAUGUUAACAGAACCAAAAUUGCCGAAUUUCUCCUUAUGGGAUUUUCAGACUCCUGGGAGAUUCAGAUUGUACAUGCUGCUCUAUUUUUACUGGUUUACCUGGCAGCUCUUAUAGGGAAUCUCCUAAUCAUCAUGCUUACUGCUUUGGAUGUUCACCUCCAAACCCCUAUGUAUUUCUUUUUGAGAAACUUGUCUGUUUUAGAUUUCUGCUACAUCUCUGUCACAGUUCCCAAUUCUAUUGCCAGUUCCUUGACUCAUGACACCUCCAUUUCUUUCUUUGGGUGUGCUCUGCAAGUCUUUUUUUUCAUGGACUUGGCAACUACUGAGGUAGCCAUCCUUACAGUGAUGUCCUAUGACCGCUAUGUGGCCAUCUGCCAGCCCUUACGUUAUGAGGUCAUCAUAAACCAGGGGGCUUGUGUGAAGAUGAUGGCCAUGUCAUGGCUCAGUGGGGUGAUCUGUGGUCUCAUGCAUGUGACAGCAACAUUCUCAUUACCAUUCUGUGGGUCCAAUAAAGUACAUCAAUUUUUCUGUGAUAUUCCACAGCUCCUAAGCCUAGUGGACUCCAAAAUAAUUUUCAUUGAGACUGGAGUCAUGGUUCUUGGUACAAGUCUUGUGAUAAUUUGCUUUGUUUCUAUCACUCUGUCUUACAUGUACAUUUUUUCUGUCAUCAUGAGGAUUCCAUCGAAGGAGGGUAAAUCAAAAACAUUUUCUACUUGCAUUCCACAUCUCGUGGUUGUAACACUAUUUAUGAUAUCUGGUAGCAUUGCUUAUGUUAAACCAAUUUCAAAUUCUUUCUCAGUUUCAGAUCUUUUUCUGUCAGUGUUCUACACAGUUGUGCCCCCUACCCUGAAUCCCAUCAUCUAUAGUCUUAGGAAUAAGGACAUGAAGUCAGCCAUGAAGAGGCAGUGUGUGUGCUAG